UAUGGCUGAAAUGACUGAUCGAUAGUCGUGUUGGUUCUAUUAUAUCGUUAUUGCCGCAAUGAAAGGUGAUAAGAUGGCGGCUGACAGCGACGAACCGAUAUCAGAUCAAGAAAAGGUUCGAAUUGUGACGAAUUUCAUCUUACAUUCUCCUCCUGGUGAAUUUAAUGAGGUUUUCAACGAUGUCAGAGUACUGUUAAAUAAUGACAGUUUAUUGAAAGAAGGUGCUUCAUCUGCAUUUUCGCAGUACAACAAAGAUCAGUUAACUCCGGUCAAGAUUGAAGGUUCGGAACAUAAAGUUUUGAUUACAGAGCAUAAUGACCUUGGCGGAGGCCGUUUCUUUGAUGACAGGUCUCGACAAACUUUCAGAUACGAUCACCUAAAGAAGGAAGCUUCAGAUUAUCAGUCAUGGACACCGGAUGCAACAGUAGAACAGUGGCGUUCAGCCAUUGAAUCAGAGUUGACAACUUACACGAUGGACCACUACAAGAAUGGUGUCUGCAGUGUAUUUGGGAAAAGUCAUCAGAGUGGAAGCACUGUAAUGGCCUGUAUUGAAGAUCACCAGUUCCAACCCAACAACUACUGGAAUGGAAGAUGGCGUUCCCAGUGGUGCAUCACUUUGCCACAAGGAUCAACACCCACAGAGCUGCGCGGUAUUCUUAAAGUACAGGUACACUACUAUGAAGAUGGAAAUGUUCAGCUUGUAAGCUCAAAGGAUGUGAAGGAGAACUUAACAUCUACAUCUCCUGCAGAACUUGCCAAGGAGUUUGUUCGACAGGUGGAGACUGCAGAAUCAGAGUACCAGUGUGCAAUUUCAGAAAACUACCAGACGAUGUCUGACACCACCUUCAAGGCUCUGCGCCGUCAGUUGCCAGUCACACGUGCCAAGAUUGACUGGAAUAAAAUAGUGUCAUACAGUGUCGGUAAGGAGCUUCGCAGUCAGUAAUUGGCCUGUGUCACAAUCAAACUCUCUGUACUUGUUAAUACAUUUUGUGUCAGAGCCAUUGUGACAAGG
Messenger RNA from Zootermopsis nevadensis, 1012 nucleotides. RefSeq names its product F-actin-capping protein subunit alpha (gene cpa). Gene Ontology annotation, biological process: barbed-end actin filament capping; actin cytoskeleton organization. The record is from RefSeq and is a predicted model, not a curated record. Gene Ontology annotation, molecular function: actin filament binding. Lineage: Eukaryota; Metazoa; Arthropoda; Insecta; Blattodea; Termopsidae. Gene Ontology annotation, cellular component: F-actin capping protein complex; cortical cytoskeleton.